This is a messenger RNA of Diabrotica virgifera virgifera (western corn rootworm), 8041 nucleotides long. RefSeq lists its product as uncharacterized. The record is from RefSeq and is a predicted model, not a curated record. The coding region runs from base 2957 to 3922 and encodes 321 amino acids. The transcript has 2 exons. NCBI's taxonomy places the organism in Eukaryota, Metazoa, Arthropoda, Insecta, Coleoptera, Chrysomelidae.
UAGACUUCUACAAAUAGUUCAAAAUCAAAAUUAGCCAAAUGAAUCCAGUCAUUCUCGAGGUGUUAUAAAAAAGGUAUAAAAAAAUAAAAUAAUAUUUUGUUGAAACAUAAACAUCAAACGGGUUGAAACCAUUCCGAUCCCACUCAAUAAUAUAAAAUUCUGAAUAUAUGUACUUAUAUCUAGUUUUAUCAUCCUCUAUAGGGUUAAACCACCCCAAAGCCAGUCAAGAAUUGCAAAUUUGGAACCUAUAUUUAGUUUUAGUAAAAAAUUUGUGCCGCGCAACAUUCUUUGAAAACACUGAACAAAUCGUUCCCUAUAGGGUUAAAACCAUCCUGAACCCAAUCAAUACUAUUAAAUUCGGGAUCCAUACUUACAUAGUUUCACCGUAAAACAUGUGUCGCGCUAUAUUUUUUGGAUAAAUUGAACAAAUCUCAACUCCUACAGGGUUGAAACCAGACCCAAGCCCGUCAAUAAUUGAAAAAUUGGAAUCUAUUUAGUUUUACCAAAAAAGGCUAACACAUCAGUAUAAAAUUCUAAAUAUGAAUCUGGCGCUUAGACUGGAAUAUGCGGGCGUCUGAUCGGCCUAUGAGGGAGCAGUACGGCAAGGGAUAAGGGCUUGCGGCUCGGUGAUACUCCCCAUAGAUCUCUACCGGAAGGGUGUGAGCGGCCGUGGAAUAACGGCAUAAUCGCUGGCCUCAUACGCCAGUAUACGUGGGUUCGAGCCCUGCCAAAGACAAACCAUUUUCAUUUCCAAUAAUGACACGAGCCGUCUCACCGUACCUCGGAGAGUACGUUAAACCGUCGGUGUCCCUGGGCUAGUAUACAUCGACACUAGUUACUUGAAACAGGGUUAAAGAUUUAAUUGGCGCUGGAACUAUCCGAAAGGAUCUCCCCGGCAAAAAUGCUAUACGAUAUUAUUAUUAUUACCGGAAGUUCGUUGACGCCUAAAAUACCGGUGUAUAUAUACUUAUAUAUAUUUAGUUUUACUAUAAAAAAAGUGUCACACUAUAUUUGUUAAAAAACUGAACAAAUCAAUCACAAACUUUUGAAACCACCCCAAAUCCAACCAAUAAUAUAAAAUUCGGAUCUCGACUUAGUUUUACCGUAAAACAUGUGCCGUACUAUAUUCUUUGAAAAAAAAAUUGAAUAAAUCACCCCUAUAAUAUUGAAAUCACCCCGAAGUCAGUCAAUCAUAGAAAAUUUGGAAUAUAAAUUUAGUACCAUAAAAAUAUGUGUUGCAACUUUAUUUUAUCCACAAAUAGGAUUUUAAUUUUAACCAUACCGAGCUAUAAGAAGUGUUCUCAAGAAGACUGGAAAAAUUUAUGCUGUUGCGCUUUUUUUGUAUAAAUACAAAAAUUGUAGCUUCCUAAAGAAAUAUUAAAAAUAUAAUUUCAUAAAAUUAUUAGUAAUAUCAAAGAAUACUCCAUCCAACUGGCUGGAGUAUUCUUUGGCAAUAUCUUGUUUUUUUUUUCAAUGAACAGUGAUAUUCGUGACGUCAAAUCAAUGUUGGCUACACUGGAAAGGUUUCCAAACACAACAAACAUCUGUCAAAAAUUCACACUUGGUGUUUGCCAAUUUUUAUUUUCGUUUUUAUAAUUGGAAUAUAUUGCUUGUAGGUUAUUUAAUUUUUACAAAAUGGUAAUGUGUUGGGUACCCGAUUGUAAUCAAUGCUCAUAGAGGAGAACUUGCAAGUUUUUAAGUUUCUUACGUAGUAUAUAAUAGGUCUGGAUCCCGCGUAUGAAAAAAAGUUGAUUAAUAGCAAGCUGAAAAUGUGUUAAUAGCUUAAGGGUGUCUAGUCGGAUAAACGUUGAUAUAUGGGAACACUGGAACAGGGGCAGUUUUAAUUGUGGAACGGGUUAAAAAUUUGGAACGGUCAGACCACGAAAACGGCAUAUUUAUUUUGUCCGACAGAAUAGACUUAAACUCUCCGAACAGAGAUUAAACUCUCAUGCAAAAAUCAAACUGCUAUUUAUCACCUGUCAUAAUUCCUGUCAUUUGACAUAUUCUACAUGUUCCACUCAUUAAAACGCCCAUUUGGUGAUAAAUAGCAGUCUGAUUUUUGCAUGAGAGUUUAAUCUCAGUUCGGAGAGUUUAAGUCUGUUCUGUCGGACAAAAUACAUGUGUCGUUUUUGUUCCAAAUUUUUAACCUGUUCCACAAUUAAAACUUCCCCUGUUCCAGUGUUCCCAUAUAUCAAAGUUUGUCCGACUACACACCCUUAAACUAUUAACAAAUUUUUAGCUUGCUAUUAAUCAACUUUUUUUUUUAUAUGCGGGAUCCAGACCUAUAAGUACUAUGUAGUGUGUAAAUCCUUAAUUUUGUGUAGGGACAUUUAUAAAAUUAAAAGCAAUAUGAUUUAUAUGACUAACAAAGAUUGUGUAUUUAUAAAAAAUGCGCAGAUAAUUUUUAAAAUAAAAUAAAAUUAAAAAUGAUUACACAAACCACGUGCAUAAUCAAUUGAUAGACUUCAAACGUUUGUUUUGUUUGGAAACCUUUUUGACGUCACAUUAUCUUUGAUUUAAAAACAUUUACAGUUUAUCUUCAUUUAUCUUUUUUAUUUAUCAGUUGAUUUUCUUUUUUAUAACAAUUUUAAUUAACUUUGACUUAAAACCAUUUAUCCUCUUUUGAGAUUUUUGUAUCCAUUAUUUACACUGGUAUUUUACUACAUAUUUUACUUUUCAAAACUUUACUUUUUUCAGAACAAUUUUUUCAAUGCAAUGUAAUGUGAGAGCCUGAAAAAAUUGAGGACAUGGCAACGGUGUCAUCGUGUCAUAUGUCAAGCUUACAUCUAAUGUCAAAAGUCAAAAUAAAUAAUGUUAGUUAGGUUAUGUUAUGUUAUGCUAAAUAUCCAAAAUUAUUUUUAGCGCUAUUUUAGUGAUUUAGCAUUAUACUGUGACUAAACUAAUCAUUUACCGUAUUAUUACUGUAUUAGAGUAGUGCUAUAAUAAAAUUAUUGUCAUGGCUACCUUUAUUGUUGAUAGCAAACUAAGUUGUGACCAAAUGCGGGAAGAAUUUUGGAACAUGCAAAUGCUUGCGGUUCCGUUUAAGAAUGUCUAUGAUGGUUUAGUGUGGUGCGCAUCGAGAAAUUUGAUUAAUAAUAGUGUAUUGUGUGACAUGUGCAAUAGAGCUAAGACAUUUAUCAGACGUACUGGCGUGGUAGACCAAUAUUGUUGGAAAUGUAAAGAGUGCUCGGCAACCACAUCUGUACGUGAUGGAUCGUUCUUUGCGAGAAGCAGUCUGAGCAUUUACCAAAUCAUAAUAUUGAUGUAUGGAUUUGCAAAUGACUUCCCACAGAAACUGAUCCGCAGGGAAGUGUCACUGGGUAACUGUACUAAAACUGCUACCAGAUGGUGUCUUAACUGCCGUCAAGUUUGCACCAGAUAUUUCGAGCAGCAUCCUGUGGAACUAGGAGGGUUUGAUGAGCAGGGAGAACCACUCGUGGUGGAACUUGACGAGUCCUCCUUCUUGCCCAGGAAGAACCUUAGAGGUGCUGACAAGAAAGAGGAAUGGGUUUUUGGGGGACUAGAAAGGAAAACUGGCAAACUGUUCCUUACACCAGUGCAAGAAAGGAAAGAGGAGACACUAUUACCCCUAAUAUCAGGAACGAUUCUACCAGGAACAGUAAUUGUUACCAAUGGAUUGGAAGCAUACAGAAACAUCGGUCGUUUUGGUGGAGGAGUGUAUGAGCACCAAAUUAUUCUUAAACAGAAUAACUUCAGAAAUUCAGAUGACAAUACUGUUCAUACAAAAAACAUGGAGAAACUUUGGUUGCGUGCGAAGAAGAGGCUUAGUACGCAGUGGUUAAAUAGCACAGAUUUAUUUCCGUCAUACCUCCAGGAGUUUAUGUGGAGAGAACAGGUGAAACAUAAAGACCCAUUUGUAGAAUUUUUAAUAUGUGUGUCGGAACAAUAUUUAGUUUCUUAAAUUUAAGUUUAGUUUAAAGGGCCCCAUUCAAGUUGAGAUAGGUAUUGAUACAUGUCGCAAGUAUCAGUAGGUAUCUAGAUACAAAUCUCAUAGUGUAUUUGGCUGUCUCAGUAUAGCUGCAUCAGUAUUAGAAGGUAUCACUCUUUGUAUCACUGUUGUGAAAAUUUGAUACCGCUCACAUCAAUGCAACUGUGACUUGUCUCAAUGUGUAUGUUAAUUAUUUUGUAUCAUGCUACUUAACAGUAUACACAAUUUUGAUUUUUAAUAUGGCAAAUAGUGAGUUUUGGGAGGAAUUUCUCAAUUUAUACAAAUUGUAUUCAUGUUUAUGGAACUCAAAAUGCAAAGAAUAUUUAAAUAGACAACUUAGGGAGUCAGCAAUAACCAUUUUGGUAAGCAAAUGCAAAGAAAAAUAUUCAAAUAAUGUAACUGCUACUGCAAUAAGCACGGGUGGUGGUGGUGGUUUGAAUGCCCUUUCUGUAAUUGUGACUUUGGCAGAUGAUGCUCUAGUCCCUGAGGAUAGUUACCAUCCACCCCUGAAUGUAACAUUAAGAAUAUCAGGUAGUCACACUAAUCUACUUAAUGCAACCAAGGAUGAAUUUUAUUUUGACUUCAAUUCAGCAAACUUUAAUUUGUUAAAUAGCUAUUUUGGAGAGGAUAAUUGGAACAUGCUAUUAUUAAAACAUUAUAUCAAUGAUAUGCUUAAUAUUUUUUACGAUGUUCUUUACUCAGUUACAGACAUUGUAAGCUUAGUAGGUACCACAAAAGAAAGUGUCUCAAGGGUAUUUUCCAAGAUGGUUCUCUCAAGAAUUAAAAAAUGUUUUUAAAAAAGCAAGCACACAAAACAUUUAAAGAAUCUGGGAGUAAGUAUGAAGUAUGAUUAUAUUACUUUUUCAAGAUUAAGAUCACAAUGUAAAGUCCUACCUAAAACUUGUUACAAUGAAUUUGUCCAGCUCGGAAAAUGCUAUUGUCAAUGAGAGUAAUGUGAAAAAAUUCUGGUCCUGUGUCAACUCACAAUGAAAAUCUAAUGAUUUACCAUCUGAAAUAUUUUACAAUGAGGUGAGUUGCCAACUGGGGCCUGAUCUUCCAAAUUUAUUUGCAGUUUACUUUAAAACUGUUUACUCAACAAAAGAUUGUCAGGUGGUUGAAUCUUUAUCCUUUAAUGAUAUCAGUAUAAAUAAUCUUCAUAUCAGUGUAUAUCCCAUUCCACGAAUAUACGACUCUCUUGGAUUAUCGCGAUCUCUAAUAUUUUAUUGUGCAAAAUAUGAAGAACGAAAGUAAAUUGCAAAUUAUAUUGUUGUUUAUUGGAGUAAUUAUUAUAGCAAAAUACUUUCGUACUUCUUAUGUUGUACACUAAAAUAUUCGUUGUCGCGAUAAUCCAAAACAGUCGUAUAUUCGUGGAAUAUACCAUAUUAUCAACAAUUUAUGAAAAGAUUUGUAAUCUAAAACUAACAAGAGUGCCGAGCAGAUUGACUACCGCCAUUAUUCUAAAGGAAUGUAGUUUCAUACUUUCUCAUCCUCUCUAUAUAAUAUUCAACUCUUCUUUAAAGUCUGGUUAUUUUCCUGAGUUUUGGAAGACUAGCUUCUCGAGCCCCAUAUACAAAUCAGGGAAUAGAGCUGGUGUGUGCAAUUAUAGGCCAGUUUGCAAUUUACAUGCAAUUCCAAAACUAUUUUAAAAAAUAGUAACAAAAUAUCUCACAUCAGUGUUAGGCCCGCCGCAAAUUGAACCUAAGCCAGACACAACCUGCGCCGGCGAACUGCGUAGACAGUUCUGCGCAUCCUACUAUCAGUUAAUAUUCGUUCGCAGGUCAAGCUUGGGAUUCCCAAGUUGGGAACGUUUGUCAUCUGCGUACAGUUUUCUUGGGUCAUGGGACGCGUGACUCACUGCCAGCUGUUUAUUUUUAUUUGUUUUUGUUUGCGAGAUGGACAUAUCUGAAAUGAAUACGGAUGGUAUUACCUAUAAGUACAAUUUAUUGUGAUAAAUAAAAAUAUUAGCAUAGUCAAAACCCCGAGUUAAAACUGCUUUGUCUUCAUCAUUAAAUUCUGAUAACUUUUGGUAGACUAAAAAAUAAGCUUAUACUAAAUAAUGUUGGUAGACGAAAUUAAUAAUCAAAGUUAUGCCUUUACAAAAACACAUUACUUAUUAGAAAAUAUUCAUGUUACUUAAAACCGUGAUCGAUAAAAAUAUCGUAUUACCCUCAAAUUCAACUUGUCGGCAUAUUACAUUUUUGUUUAUUGCAGAUAGUGUUAUUUUUUUAUGACCGCAGUAGCGGAGGGAUUAUGAAUUAUGACCUGCAGUAUGAUGAUGAUGGUGAUGUUUGGCAUGGAAACUAGUCCAUUUGCCACAUAUUUUUGCAUAUUAAUAUAAUCGUUAUUAAUUAUGGUAUAUUACGAACUGAAACUUGACUGUUACAAAUCUAAAUUAUAUAUCCGGAAGCGUAUAAAUGAUUGCAUACGAGUUCAAAUAUUGAUUUCUGAUUGAGUGACAGCAGAUGGGUUAUGUUUGCUGGAAGUUGCACCUUACUUUUUACAAGGUUUUCAGAAAAUAUAUCUGAAAGCGUUUUAUUCUUAAAACAUCCAAAGAGGAUGUGAUUAAUAUCACACUGGGAAAUAUUAUCGCAUGAGCACUUUCCUGAUUCGAUAAUGUUGAAUCUAGCCAGGUGAGCUGGAACAGCACCGUGACUAGUUUUUAGUCUAACGAUAGUUGCAGCUGAUCGUUUAGUUAUGUUAUAUUGAAAUAUAUGUGAUAAUUCUGUUAAGGAUGGUAACACAGGAUGAAUCUUAUAAUAAUGAUUAUUUGAAGUAUUCGCCAAUACUUUCCAUCUGUCUUUCCAGUUAUUGACCUGCAGUAAUUGUAAAUGAUUGCGAUCCUGCAGUAAUUGUAAAUGAUUGUGAUCCGAGCAGUAAAUUGAGGAAUAUGAGUUAUGACCGAGCAGUAGGGGAGAGAUUAUUUUAAAUAUGUAGGUAUUAUGUGCAAAAAUAAUAUACUCAGUGUAAGAUAUCUUUUUAUGCACCCGCUUAUGAUCAAAUAUUCGAUGUUUUCGAAAGUCAUACCGCUACGUCUACUAGGGACGUGUAAGAUAUGUUUAAAAUGUUACUAGUUACAAGUAGGAAAUACCGAUUUUAAAUUGCCUACUCAAUUCAGUACAAGGAUCAGAUACAUCAGUAUUUUGUAAUCAGUAUUUGUACUCAGUACCACUGAGAACCGGUAUCAAAAGUAACCGUUACAUGUCCGCACUGAUUUUGCCCGUCUCUAUUCGUUACAGCGACAGCCAACGGUUGGGUUGGGUUGUGAUCAAUAUGCGGUGCGCUAGAAAAAUAACUGCACGGGUCACCCGUCCCUCCGGCGCAGGUUGUGUCUCGCUUAGGUUCAAUUUGCGCCGGGCCUUAACAUCAACAAUAAUACCCCAGCAGUAUGGAUUUCUAAAUGGAAGGUCUACUGAGCUUAAUUUACUGGUAUACAGUGAGUUUCUGUCAAAGGUCUUGGAUGAUGGUGGUGAGGUACACAGUAUAAUUUAUACUGUGAGGCAUUUGACAGGGUAAAUCAUACAAUUUUAUUGUAUAAGCUGAGGAUAGCAGGUUUGGGUGGUGGUUUGUUGAGUUGGAUCGGCAGCUAUUUGUCUGAUAGAUCUCAAAUGGUAAAGGUAAAAGGCUUUAAAUCUAAGGAGAUAAAAGUAUCUUCUGGUGUGCCUCCAGGGGUCUCAUUGGGGACCCUUGUUAUUUAACAUCUUUAUAAAUGACAUCCAUAGAGUUGCUUUUAAUAUUCCGAAUUUCUAUGUUUUGCUGAUGACCUGAAAUGCUUCAACGUUGUCUCUUCUACUACUGAUUGUAUCAACAUGCAGUCAGAUUUGUCCAGACUUGUGGACUAGUGUGAAAAAAAUUGCAUGGAUUUAAAUCUAAUAAGAGGCGUUUCGCCUUGGCUUUUUCCUAUGCAAUUUUUAACACCAUCUUGAUCAAUAUGUCAGCUACUAAGGAUCUUGGAGUAUUAUUUGACAAUGCUCUAUCCUUCAAAUUUCAUAUCUCAGAGACUGUUUCUAGUGCCCUUAAAAUGGUUGGCUUUGUCAAGAGAUGUACAAGAGAUUUCACAAAUCUCUCAGCAAUCCGCCUAUUGUAUUGUUCAUU